Culex quinquefasciatus (southern house mosquito) is the source of this 1111-nucleotide messenger RNA. Its product is annotated as pancreatic triacylglycerol lipase. The transcript has 2 exons. The record is from RefSeq and is a predicted model, not a curated record. Lineage: Eukaryota; Metazoa; Arthropoda; Insecta; Diptera; Culicidae. Gene Ontology annotation, biological process: lipid metabolic process. The coding region runs from base 39 to 1052 and encodes 337 amino acids. Gene Ontology annotation, molecular function: lipase activity.
CCCACCCAUUCAGCCGAUUUAGUCCGUUAUCGGUAACAAUGAAACUCGCAGCUGCAGUAGCAGUUUUCGUUGGUUUGGCCGCCUCAGGCUACUCACUUCCGGUCGAACCGAAGCCGUGGGCCCUCAUCCCGGACGGCGCAGGUCAUCUGCACAUCGUCAACAUCGAUCCAGUGAACAUCCCAACCGGAGAAGAUGAGAUUGAACCACACUUCAACCCGGAAAGUGACGUCGUGUUCCGACUGUACACCCGACGCAACCCACUUCACCCGCAGCUGAUCCGAUGGGAUGACCCUUCGUCGAUUAUGAACUCCAACUUCAACCCGGAAAAUCCAACGCGAUUUUUGAUCCACGGAUGGAUCGAAGGUGAGGAUGCGACUCUGCACUGGGUCAUCAAGGAUCAUUUCAUGCGCGUUGGAGACUUCAACGUGAUCAACGUGGAUUGGGGCGCGGGAGCGCAGACCAUCAACUACAUCGGAGCCCGUAACCGCGUCGCCGGAGUUGGUAUGAUCACGUCGCGGGUAAUCGAUGUGAUUCGUGCCACUUCCGGACAGUCGCGUGACUUGAUCAACGUUAUUGGAUUCAGUUUGGGAGCGCAUGCCGCCGGUAACACCGGCAAGGGUCAAAAUGGACAGCUCAACUCGGUAAUCGCUUUGGACCCCGCCGGUCCGCUGUUUUCGCGAGGACAAGCUGACAUCCUAACCGAUACUGACGCCAUCUACACGGAAGCUAUCUACACCAACGCUGGACUGUUGGCGUUCGAUGAACCUCUUUGCCAUGCCAACUUCUACCCCAACGGAGGACGUUCCCAGCCGGGUUGUAUUACCAGCGUGUGUGCCCACAACCGGGUAAAUGAGUUGUUUGCCGAGUCGGUGUCCACCGCGAAUCACUUCCUGUCGAUGCGAUGCGCUGAUCAUUCGGAGAUCCUGUCGGGAAGGUGCACUUCCAGUGGACCGUACGCCAAGAUGGGAGGAGAACCAUCGAACAGAGGACGUGGCGUUAGUGGAGUUUAUCAUUUGAUGACCAAUUCGGCAGCGCCGUUUGCCAGAGGAUAGAAUGGAUAUUACAGCGCAAAAUACGAAAAAUAAAACUAAAUGCUUGUCUAUUUUCAUUC